Molecule: messenger RNA, 1950 nt
Organism: Closterium sp. Yama58-4
Lineage: Eukaryota; Viridiplantae; Streptophyta; Zygnematophyceae; Desmidiales; Closteriaceae
Source: the annotation of a GenBank genome assembly
AUGGGACGUGGAAGGGCGACUAGCUCGCCGAUCCUCACAGCUGUCCUUCCAUGUCUAGCGGCGGUCAUCGUCGCUCUGCUGCCACGUGGCGUCCAGCCCGUGACUGUCGCCGACUCACAAGCGGCGGCGCUGAAGGAGUGCGCGGCGGAGUGGGGGAUGCGCGCGACGGGGUGGGCGCAAGGCGCGGACUGCGCGCAGGCGAAGGGGGUCACGUGCGACAAGGACGGCAUGGUCACACAGCUGCUGCUCAAUUCAAACGGCCUCACGGGCUCCAUCCCCCUCGCCCUCACCGCGCUCCCUCGCCUGCGCUUGCUGGAUCUUCAGUCCAACAGUCUCUCUGGCCCUCUGCCUCCCGCCCUCUCCGCCCUCCGCCUGCUCACCUCCCUGAAGCUGGGUGAAAACUUCCUCACGGGUCCUGUGUUCACCGUCAUUGCGCGCAUGCAAUCGCUUGUCGAACUCGAGCUCUACAGCAACAGCUUCACAGGGCCCAUUCCACUCACCGCCUCGCGCCUGCAGAAUCUCACGUCUCUCGCCUUGAAUAACAACGACUUUCACGGGCCCUUCCCACCAGCCUUCACCCACAUCACUGCCCUCGCCUACCUCUACGCGCCAAACAACAACAUCACAGGAAGCAUCCCCGCCACCAUCACUGCCCUCUCCCGCCUCGCCUCCCUGGAAGUGAGUGCGAACCCUCUCUUCUCGGGCUCUCUGCCCCGCGCCCUGUCUCGCCUCACCACCCUCCGAGUGCUGUCAGCACCCCCCCUCCCGCACCUCCUCCUUCUCCCCCUCACCUGUUUGCGCCUCUCCUGCUCCUGCUCCUCCACUUCGCCCCCCUGCUUCGACUCGAAUCUUCACCCCUCUGCACCGCCUCUCACCACUCCGUCGUGCACCCCUCUUAUAGCACCUGCUGUCUCCCCUCUCAUGCGCCCCACCCACCCCACCACUGCCCGCCUCACUCUCCUCUACCUCUGCGGCUGGCCCUCCUCACUUUCCCUUUCAACUUUUGCUGCCUCCGCGCCCAUGCUGAAGCGCUCAACCAACUGCCCGCACAUCCCCCUGGCUGACAUUCUGAGGGUCACUGAUGGGUGGGCGGAGGGGCGGCUUGUGGGCGGAGGCAGGUGGAGUAACGUGUACCGGGGGGAAUGGGUGGAGGCGGUGGAGGGGGGGGAUGGGGAGGAUGGGGGGAAGGAUGGGGGGGAAGAUGGGGGGAAGGAUGCGGAAGGAACAGGAAAGAAGAAGAAAACGGAGGGGGGUGACAAGGGGGAAGGGUCACAAGGCAAGCAGUUGCGAGGGGCAAAUGUGUGGAAAGGGGGAAGGCCGGGGGAGAAGUGGGCAGUGAAGCGCCUGUGGGGGGGGGCGCAUGGGGCGGCAAGGGCGGAGUUUGAGGCUCAUGUGGCGGGCUUGGCGCGCCUUGGGCACUCCAACGUGCUCUCCCUCGUGGGCUGGUGCUGCUGCCCCUUGCAGGAGGAGGGGGAGAGGGGAGGGAGCGGGCGGGAGGUGGGGAAUGAGAUGGUGUUGGUGUAUAAGUGGAUGGAGCGAGGCAGCCUCGAGGCAGCACUGCAGCCAGGCGCGGCGCCGUUAUCGCUGCAGCAGCGGGUGGGCGUGGCAGUGGGAGUGCUGAGGGCGCUCAAGGCAGUGCAGAGCCACGGGCAGGUGCAUGGCGACCUCAAGCCCUCCAACGUGCUGCUCGGGGCCUCCUACGAGGUGCGUGCCAUGCUUCCUCCGAGGAACAGCGGCAGCAGGAGCAGCAGCAGCGGCGGAGGGCGAGGGCAGAAGGUGUAUGUGCUGCGGUGCACGGAGGGGCAUAUGGACCCGGCUGUGGUGCAAACCGGCAUUGCCACUCCCACCAGUGACAUGUACAGUGUGGGAGUGCUGCUGCUACAGCUGUUCACAGGGUGGGCGGGUCCCUUCAGGGAUGUGGAUGGCCAGCGCACCCACAUCUAUGACUGG